This is a messenger RNA of Salpingoeca rosetta, 2599 nucleotides long. RefSeq lists its product as uncharacterized. The transcript is spliced from 10 exons. Gene Ontology annotation, molecular function: protein tyrosine/serine/threonine phosphatase activity. The record is from RefSeq and is a predicted model, not a curated record. Gene Ontology annotation, biological process: protein dephosphorylation. The coding region runs from base 82 to 2211 and encodes 709 amino acids. Gene Ontology annotation, cellular component: cytoplasm. Lineage: Eukaryota; Choanoflagellata; Craspedida; Salpingoecidae.
GGCAGAGGCAGAGGCAGAGGCAGAGGCAGACAGGCAGGCAAGCAAGCCAGGGGCAUCUCACCGCGCACGCACCCACGCGCCAUGGGGUGCUCGGCUUCGAAGAACGUGGCUGUGCUUGCCAGCAGCGCAUCCAGGACCUUUGACCCUGAUGGCACACAACCACACAAAGCAGCGAGCAACGACAAGAGCAGCAAAAAGAACGGCAAGAACGGCAAGACCGGCAUGGCAUCGGCGGCACAUGUGCAACCACAGGCUGACGGAACGCGGUGCAACGACUCUGGCGUACCGUCUGAACUCGAACAAGAGGACGAAGCAUCGCCGGGCAGCACCACCUUGCACUUUUCAUUGUUGCCACAACAAGAGACCCCAGCACACAGCCACAACAACAACGAGAAGGAGGAUCUCAAUGAACAGCAACACGAAGAAGCGAAUGGCAUGCCCUUACAGAAGGAGCAUGACCAGCCCAGCUGCAACCACAACAUUGUGCAAACAGCCGAGCCACGCCCAUUGCAGUUGUCCCCGGUCGACAACACGUGGGAUGCGCAGGGCGCAACAGCCAAUAGCACAUCGGCGACAAGCACGCUGGAGCCCAGCCCUCUCAACACAACCACCACGUCGGCCCACCGUUUGCUCAGCCAAGCAUCAUCACCGGGCCUCUUUGUGCACACGCGAAGCGUGGAUGACUAUCAUCCCUCCGCGUUCUUUCCGAGCACACUGCAUGAAACAGACGCAGAGGACAACAGCAGCAGUAGCACCUGCACCGAGGACAACGACGACGACAACCGUGACGGUGACGGCGAUAAGGAUGACGUUGCUCAGAGCGAUGGCAGCGCUGCAGCUGGCGAUGAUAAUUCAAUUGGGUCGCUGCCGAUGGGCGGGCUGGACGACGACGAUACGCUCUCCAGGCCGCAUCACCACACGCUGCACAUUGAAGACGUGGACAUUCGCCAAGACAGCACGCGCCCGUCUCCAACGCCAGAUCCGCUCAGCACACACACGGCGGGCACCAGAGGACGUGGUGACGGUGUGCUGACGCCUCCCCUCAUAUCGGCCGCGCGCAAGUUCAGCCUCACAAACGUGCUGCACGCGCAGCUGCAGGAGCAGGCAGCGCUUAUGGCCGAUGUUGUGCACGAAUCAGACGGCCGCACGGACGCGAAAAUCAUGCAGGAGUGGGACACGAUGCGAAGAAGCAUUGGAGAUCGGCUGCAACUCGUCGAGGAAAAGCGUCGCGCAAGCGCACACGCAACCAUCCUGCUCCAGCGCAAGUCGUCAGUAGGACGCAGGCCAUCACCGGCAGCGCCUGACACUCGAUCGGAAACGCUGCAGUCCGUCUACUCAGCCAUUGGUAAUCUGGCCAGCGAUGUGGCCGGUUGCAGUGAGCUCUUCAAUGCCCUCAACGCAGGCAUCGUCAGACCGUAUGUCCACGAUGCAGAGUACAUGCUGCUGAUUGAUGCGCGUGAUCACGCUGCCUUCACUGCCGGCCACAUCAUCACUGCACAACACAAGGACAUGCUGAACCCCAUGAUUGCCAUGAGCGACUACAGCCUCGUCAUCGUGUACGAUGAGAGCGGCAGCGCGUCGGGCCCGGCCGCAGCAAUGCGCGAUGAACUCCUGUCCUCUGGCGUCCAAUAUGUGACGCUGCUUAGUGGGGGGUUUGCAAAGUUCUCCAAGCGAUAUCCAUUCCUGUCGCACGAAACGCAGACAAACGUGUUCGUGAGCCUGUCACAGCGCGAGAGCCUGCAGACAUAUCCAUCUGAGAUUCGCGUGCAGCAAAUCUACCUGGGCAACUUUCUUCACGCCCACUCUGAUGUGGUGGUCAAGGACUUGGGCAUCACGCACAUCCUCAACGCAACAAAGGAGCACGAGAACAAGUUUCCUGGGAGUGUCACGUACUGCUCCCUGCGCGUCUCGGACGUUCCUAGCGAGAACGUUAUGGACCACUUUGACAUGGCUGCCAGCUUCAUCCACAAAGCAGUGAAGGGAGGAGGACGUGUGCUAGUUCACUGCACCAUGGGAGUGAGCAGAAGCACCACCUUUCUCACCGCAUAUUUCAUGAAACACAAACAAUGGACGCUGAAGCAUGCCCUGGAGUUUAUCAGCGAUCGCCGCCAGGGCGUCAAGCCAAACCAGAGUUUCCUGAAGCAGCUCUCCAAGUGGGAGGAAACCAUCUUUGGCUCGAAGAAGACGGACAUCGACCUCCUCUACAUCUGAUCAAGUCGCGUGUCUAUGUCUGUGUGCCUGUGUAUGUGUAUGUCUGUGUCUGUCUGUCUGUGUCUGUCUGUCUGUGUACAUGUGUGUGUGUCUCUCCGCCUCACUCCCGCAUCUGUCUUGCGUGGGUAGUGCGCUUGUUUGUGUUACGUUUAUGGGACAAUUAUAUUUAUUUUAUGAUGCUUCCUUCGUUUUACCCUCACCCUUUCUGACAACGAAUGUAACUCGCCCUUUGACCGCCACAAGUGUGUUUGUAUGUGUACUCGUGUACAAUCUGUGGGCACUUCGAUUCGCGCAUGCCUGCUCCCAGGAUUGCUGCUUGUUUAUAUACGUCACGUCAUACAACACGAUUUCAUGUAUGGUUCAAGAAUUCAAAUAACACGAGCUUCCC